UCAUGGUGGAAUGCCAGUUACAUUGGAGCCAUCAAAAACAGCAAAUAUUACAUAUCUUUUCACAAAUCUGGUAGGUACCAAUAUUUGUAUAGAAAAAUGGCAAAUUUAUGGGAGAUGUUGUUAGUAUAGAUAAUAGUAUACCCUGGGUGCCAGAGGUUUUCAGGUUUUUAAAGGUCUUGAGUUUAUUGCACAGAAACCCUAGCUGAGAAACGUUCUGAAGGCUCUGGAACCCAGGGUAGUAAUAGUAUGGUUCCGAGUGCAAUUUGGAAAAAAAAAAUGCACAAGUGAGUUUUUCAAAGACUAUCAAUUUGAAGUCUUUCACGAGCGUAUGUUUUUUUCAAAUUCCACGAGAAACCAUACUAUCACUUAUUAAUAUACAUGAAAAAAUUAUGCAGUCACAUGCGUAAGUCACAUUUAAGAAAUUAAGAAAAUUAAGAAAUUUGAAAAAUAUAAAUUAAGAAAUUUGAAAAAUUAAGAAAUUUGCAAUGUGUUACUUUUGUACUGACACUAUUUCAUUUUUUGGCACUGUAUUUCGAAAAAAAUGCCUGCUCUUAUAUAGCCAGUCAGAAUUGAGAAAUUUUUUCAUGUAUAUUAUAGUUAGACUGUUAGUGCAGAAACAUUAUUUCCUAGCCAUGUCCCCCGAAGGUAGGCAACCAAGGAAGCAUUGUUUUCCUGUAGCCUAGCCGCAUUUAAAACAAAUUUUGUUGUGGCAACAAUUUCAAAUAUAUUUAGUAUCCGCUGGAUAGAGUUGGCCAGUGCAUAUUUCAUCUGUGGCAAAGUAAGAACAAAAUUGCACAUACUAUUCGUUUUAACACGACGUAUCAAUCGCAAGAACAAGAUUCGUGGCUUGGAUCUCUCUACAGUAAGAUAUUAUUUUUAUCUUAUUUACGGUAAGUCUAUAUUCUUAGUUUUCAGUGCUCUGCGUAGUUGCAAUGGAAACCAACAUGUAGCGCUCCCUUACAAAGAAAAUUGCGCGCCGUAGCAAAAUACAGCGCACUGUAAUAGACAAGUAGUGUGCAGAAUGCAAGUAUUCUUGUGCGGGUACACGUCCCCUGGUCUGCCUGAUAAUGGCGCGCAUUUUAUGCUGUUAAGUUCAGUACUACGUAUUUUAAAUAAUUUUACGUUUGAUAUUUUAGAAACAAUUGCCGGUGAUGAGAAGAAAAUGAAAGUGUGUGAUACGAUGGAUCUGGUACUGACUGUGUUCUGUAGUGUUAAAUAAUUAGCCUUUUCUCAAAAGAGAUCACAGUGCAUGCAUUCUGGAAUCGUUUGGAGGGACAAAAUAUAUGGAGACAGGCGUCAAAUAUGUGAAAGAGUAGAAGUAUCUACUAUCAAAUAUCAACUUUUUACAAGACCAAAAAUGAAAUAUCUCCUUUUUACAUUAAACGUUUAAUUUAGAUUAAGCCCAGGACUUUGGGAAAUGGCUAAUUGUGAUCACCGUGUAAGUCAGUCAUCGUAUCUACCUGAACUAUCUGUCAUUCCUAGGACCCUCGACGUAACUGUAAGCCUGUAAACUGCGUUCAAAAAUACAAUGGUAGAAGAAAUUUCUUCAGGAAAGAGACGAAACUUUGCGAACCUGUCCAUGAAUGUUACACCAGCAGUGAUGAUGACGGCCUACCUACAACGGUAUAAUGAGUAAAUUAAAAAUCAAUUAAGAGGUUAUUAGAGAAAGAAUCUUCUUAGUUUUGGUUUAUUCUUGCAGGCGUUUGAUAAAGAUCAUAAUAAGUGUAAAAGUUUGAUUCAGAAACAACUGACGAAAGAAGAAGAACGAGAUUUGAAAGAUAAUGUAGAAAGUCACAUGGAGGCAUCAGAGAGAGCAAAGUUUAAGAAUCUUGGUCCUUCUGAUUCCGUAAGUAAUGUUCGCGGCUAUUUACACAAGGGCAGGAUGGAUUAGGAACCGUGUUCAAAUUUGUAUGAUUUCGUCUUUCGAGUGCACAUGGGAACGAUGAAACUGGAACAAUUCAAGCAGAGUAAACAAUAGACUUUUUAUAGUAAACAAUAAACCUUUUUAAAAAGUCUGCUUUGUGACGUAGUUUGCGGAUAAAUACGAUCAUUAGGCCAAUCAGGCAAGCCAAAUGGCUGUGCGGGGUUUUCCUUUAUCCGCAAACUACAUCACAAACCAGGAACCGGAUGUAUUUCCAUUACUCAUUAAAAGGUUCCAAAUUCCUCUCGUUUGAAAGUAGUAUAAUCCUCGUGUUUGAGUUUUUUGGCCGUACAAUUUUCAUUUUCCUUUACCACUUAAUAAUUUCUUUCAUUGUACUACCUCGCAAAGUUUCAUGCUUCUCUCAUCAAAAUGCAUUGUUGUGGUCGACUGGCCAGCAUGGCUAUUACAAUGCGGAAAUUGCUAGAUAGUAUACUUCAAAAUAAGGUUUCCGUUCUUAUAUCAAUUUCUUAAAUAAGGUUAGGUUGGGGUUAGGGUUAAGGUUAAGGUUAGUAUUAGGGUUAGGGUUUAGUUUUGCGUUAUGAUGUUUUUUUCUACGUUAUAAAAACGAAAACCUUAUUUUGAAGUAUACUAUCUAGCAAUUUCCAUUACCAUGCAGUAGCAAACUAUAAAAGUUUAUUUCUCAAUAUUUCAAGAUCCCAGUACGAUGUAAUCAUGGUAAACGUGCGGGUGAUAUGUGUGUCUGUGAUGAUGGUUGGAAAACAGAUACAUCAAAGGUUCCUCUUGGUGAUCCAAAGUUUGUUUACAACUGGUGUAAUGUUAGAACAAGAAAGAAACCGUUACUGCCUUAUAAACAACAAAAACAUUUCAUGAUUGCCGUAUCCUUUACCCUAUGAAUACAUCUGACUUUCCAUUCCCGAAGAGUUUAAGGUUGGGGAGUAGGCUUUGUGUUAGGGUCGAUUGAGGGAUAGUUGUUUUAUCAGGGCCGAAUCUACCGUGGGGGUUCAGGGGGUGCACACCCCACCUAGUGGUGUCUAGCCCCUCACCUAGCGGUGUUUUGUAAGCUCGCGAGAAAACACUCAGAAUGCUUUAGUCAAGUAUCAUGGUUAAAUAUGCAAACAUGUACUGUACUGUGCUACAGCAACUAUUCAGUCACGCAUACGUGAUAAAAAGCCGAUAUAAAAACUUCAUAAGCAAAAGGUAAAAUAAACGUAACAGAACGGCGAACAUGCAGAUUCGGCAAUCUCAAACAAUGGUAAUGUUGGGUCUUGGGAGUAAGGCUCUCUCAUUCACCACCCCAUGGAAAACCUGCACCCCUCCUUGUAGAUGAGGCUAGAUCCACCCCUCUAUUUUAUGUUUCGGGCGAGCGGAAGUAUCCGUGGUUUUGUUCAUUGGAUUGAGGUUCGUAUUAGAGUUGAGUUAGGUUUAGAUUAGAGUCACAGAUGAUGUUAGAGUAAGAGUAGACUUUCAAUGUUGGAUUGGAAUAACAAAGAAUUGGCUGUUAUAAGUAACCUGUUAUGAAUUUUAACUCGUACUAAGGGUCUAUCUCUGACCAGUUUUACCCUUCUUGUGACCUGGUUGUGGAUGAUACAUCGUUAUAUCUACCCUCAAGCUGAUGAUCACAUGAAGCUCAUUUGGAAGAAAACUAACUUUUUUACCAGUGGUAAAAAGAAGGAACUGCCUGAUAGAGUGGCGGAGACAACACAGCUCUUUGAAGACCCUAUUUUGACGUCUGUCGAUGAUAUUCAAAGUGUUCCUGCCAUGAAAAGUACGAAUGUUGUUGAUGUGUUUUAGAAAGCAGAUGGUGGUCACCCACAGAGCUGUAAUUGGCAAUACUUUCUCGCUCGAAUGUACGAUAGCGCUCAAUGAAAUCCACACUAACCCCUACGCAAGUAACCAAUUGUAAUUAUUUAUCUUUUCAGGUAAAUCAAUACAAAAAGGAAAAAGUGCGUUCUCUUUCGUAAAGCAUUCUGCAAAAAAUCUCUUUUCAUUUCGUUCUUUAACUAACGAAAAAAGCAGUGUGCCAGCUUCAGCCUUUAGUAAUGUUGAUGACAUGGCAAGCAUGUCUUCAGUUCAACAACCGUCCAUUACAGAUGAAAGCAAUCCCAGCAUUUCGAAUGUGUCAACAUUGGUUCAAUAUGGGAGCAGUAUUUCAGCUGGUCAUACAACACAAGAUGGCAGCAGUAUCUCCGUUCGUGGUAGGGCAGUGGCUCAACAGCAAUCCUUAUCUGGUCAGAUGUCACAAGAAAGAUCUAGUAGAACAGGCAAUGUGUUUCCUGGUAAUGUUCAGCCGAGAAAUAGUUCUAUACCUGACAAGGUAUCGCAUGAAUAUGCUAGCAAUAUUGGCAGUACUGUGGUUGGACAGCGAAGUUUACAGAAUGAAGGAGGUGAAACCUCAGAAAUUUUGAAAGAUGGUAAUCCUGUCAGCUCCGAUGAAGGCGUGGUGAAGGAGUCUAGCAGGAUUGUAGCCAGUCGUACGACACGUGCUGGCUCUACUUUCACUCUUGCGGGUAAGACCCUGUUUUGAACUAGUUUUUUUCAGGACAUUUGCGUUUCAUUCCUUUCAGAAACACUUGUCCGUUCUUACAUUACAGCAAGCCCGGCGGUAUACUUCAGCUUUCUGCAGUUCAUGCAGAAAUACGUAUAAGAAGGAACAGUGUUGCCAAAAUUCGUUUUGUCUAAGAUUUAUAUGAAGCUGUGAUUUGUUCAUUUUGUUAAUGUUUUUUCUUAUUUUUUUGUUUGAAAGGUCCUGAAGACCCUCAACUCAUGCAAAAACGUUUGUCAACAUCAUCGCCAGUGUUUGACAACUUUUCUGACUCGGAUUAAAUCGUUGUCCUUAGAAAGAGAAGCAUGACGUAGUUACGAUUUCUUGGCUUUAUUGUCUCGUAAUAUUUGGAAUAUUUUGUUUUGCCUUUGAUAUGUUGAGAUUGAACUGCCAAGUCCUUAAUUAAAUGAAUUUAGUCUGCAAUGAGGUG
Messenger RNA from Paramuricea clavata, 4854 nucleotides. The record is from the annotation of a GenBank genome assembly. Lineage: Eukaryota; Metazoa; Cnidaria; Anthozoa; Malacalcyonacea; Plexauridae.